GAUAAGUUUGGCGAGCGAAUCGAGGCCGCGACACGGGAGCGCGAUCUACGGCGGUGAAACUUGAGCGAGCUUUUUUUAAUUGUUAUUUGGGAGUGCAGCAACUGGUUGCUGAUAAAAUCCUGCUAGUUUGGAUCCGUGAUUUGUUUUAGUUCGUCAAUUUGCGUGUAAAAACGGUCCUAGUUAGAGGUUGAAAAGCAAGUUAAAUCUUUAGAGGAAUUUCGAGUUUUUUUUCCUCAUCUCGAACGGUAGGUUUUAACUCGUAAAAGCUAAUGUGGAAGAACAACAGAAAAGAGAGGUGGUUGUGCGGUCGGUUUACGUGUGUGGAAUUUCUCGUAAAUAAGAAUGUAACUAGUUUUAUCUAGCAAAGAAGAGCUUCUUCCUCAUCUCCAAGCCUGGUUUAUCUGUGUUGCUUUUGGGCUCAUGGUUGAGGCGUAUAAGCAAGUGGGACGCGCAUGGGGUGAACGGAGGAGCAAAGCUCACCAAUGACCUCCCCCCGAAAGAAGAAGGAACAUCAACACACAACGGCGAGAGGCUGGAAAAGUUAACACACAUACUCUCCAAGCUCGCAACAUCAUCAUCAUCGCCGAGUGGCGCGCGUUCGGUCUGAUCUUCAGUGAGUGAGUGCGCGAGAGAAAACGGGCCAUUUCUGUAAAAAUUGUCGACGUCACUUAAUCCGAAUAUGAGCAGACCCCUCAAUGGUGCUGGAGGGCUGUUGUGCGAAAAGUCACACGCGAAAAAGUUAAAAGUUAAUUUGGCAAACCAAAGGAAAAUUGUCCCACAAAUCGUUUAUUCAGUGUAUCAGUGAUCAGCGUGAUUUGCAACGAGGUGGAAAGUGUGACUCACUUUGCGAAACACACAACUCGUCGUCGUCACCAAUUCCCGAUGGAUUUCCAGACUACAACCAUUCCUAAAUGAGAGAUACCUAAUAGGUACCAAAGGGUGUGAUUUGCGUUCGAAGAAAAAUGUAAGGAAAAUAUUUUACCGAUGAUUAAUCGUGAAUUUUGCUGUAGUGAGAACGUGUCGCACAGUAAAAUAAGCAUAUUUUAAUUACGCUAAACCACAUCGGUUUUUGUCUGUGUUUGCAGUUUUUUUGCCUUUUCCAAAAGUAGCAUAAGUUUCGUGCGGGCACCUUUUGCUGAGAAUUACCGAAAAGGAAACCAAAUGUUAUGAAAUUUUGGUGUGCAUCCACGUCAAGUUGCUCAACGGCAAGAAGUGUUGUGUUGUGUUUUUGUUUUCCGACGAAUUCCGUAUCGUGGUGUUGGUGUUUACGUCUGCUGGAGGCAGCAGAAGCCUUUACGUGCAUUGAGUGUGAAUUAACACCGAACAACGAGAGUGUAAUCGAAACUAAUUGAAUGACGAUUGGUGGUGUGUUGGGCUUGAAAUAAUCACCACUGCAACUACUCUAUACAGCUGGCGAGUUGGGAAACGCCGUUCAAGAUGCAUUCGUCAUCGCAGUUGAACAGCAAGCUAGAGAAAGGCUGCAGCGGUUGUCAGCCCUCAAACGGAUCACACCAGUGGACAUGUCCCAACUUUCUAUAAAGCUGAAUCAGCAAAGUCAAGCAAAAGGAGGUACUACACAAGAUCUAAGUUUCCUGAAGGAAGCCUCGCCAAUAUACGUAACGUCACUUUCGAGCAACACCGUUUCCGUAACCAACACCAGCACAACGGUAACGGCAGGAACGAAGUCGAACUGCUCAGCUGGGUCCAAUUUACAAAACACUGCAACCAAUAACAAUAACACGGUGAAACAAAUAGGUAAUGUAACAGCAACCACCGCGUUGACCGCUCUCACCGCAACUAAUCCGGUGGCUGGGUCAACAGCAGCAGCUGUGGCGAAAACUGCUCAAAAUGUGAUCAACUCCAACGUCGGCCCAAAGCCAACCACUAAUCAAAUCCAAUCAGCUGCACCUCUGUCCUCCAACGUCAGUAUCUACACGAAUGUUGGUUCCUCGUCGGCGUCCGCCCGUUUGCCGAAUGCCUCCUCCGCCGUCGUGACACCUAACGUAGCAUCGACGUCCACGUUCCGUGGCACACCGGCAGGGGCCGCAGGGACCAUACUCAAACCUAACGAACAGCAACAAUUCAAUCUGAAUAACAACACUAACGCCAUCAACAACAAUAUUGUUAACCUGAACCAUAGUCUCCUAAACAACAACAGCAUUAAUAGCAAUAUAAGUAAAACUGGUGCUGGUAGCAGUUCUUGUGGUAGUUAUUACAGUAAUCUAACGAAUCCGAUCAUUACGAACGGUCACGGUCCCAAGCGAGAGCUGGCCACACUCUCCGAGGGUGAACUCGAGCCACAGGAGGAGCCGUAUGAGACGAGCAGUAACAUAUCAAGGGGAGGCACCGAAGUACUACUAGGCGACCAAAGCUUACGACAAGGAAAUCAGGUGCGCCGUCGUUCCCGCUCGAGCAUUGUUGCGUUGGGCGACGAUGAUAGCCUGAAGCCUGGCCUGCCCGUUGAUGACUAUCAGGAGGAGUUUAAAAUGUACAAUAUGAUUUCAACGAAUCAGGACAACGGACCACAUCAGGAGAGGGCAGUCGAUGUACCUGAAUCAUUUAUUGCGCGCAACAAAACACCACCACGAUAUCCACCACCACGCAGCACAACACAGCAGCUCAAUGGGUCUGUAAAACCGAUUCCACCCCCACGCGAUCAUCUGCGAAUCGAGAAGGAUGGCCGGCUGACGAAUCGAGCGCCCGUUCCGGCUCCCCAGGUUCCGGACCGGAAGCUCGUGCCCGUGACACCACCCCAGCUUCCACACGUGGCCCAGGUGGUGGAACCCACGCCCGACCAGCUGGACAGCAUCAAAAAGUUCCAGGAACAACUCCGCCGUCGACGAGAGGAGGAGGAGCGAAUAGCCGCCCAGAAUGACUUUCUGCGGAACAGCCUGCGUGGCUCCCAGCGGCUGCGAGCACUGCAAGAUAAUCCGGUCGCGGCGGACAAGCCCGCCAUCGGCGUGGACAACGAGGCGUACGCUGAUGACGAGGAGCCGGAAAAGAUCAUCGGAUACGCUGAGCUGGUGUCGGCACUGCAGCGAUUGCAGGGUCACCUCAACAAGCACGGAUUGGCCGCCCUCGCUGGCAGAGUUACGGCCGCCCAGAGUCUGCUGCUUGGGCCGGGUAUAGCGCGUGCCCUCGCCGCACGUACGGCCGUCCUCGAAAGGCGGCGACCCAAAGUACAGAACCCCAUUUGCUCAAAUGCUCAGGCACUGGUCAAGGACUGUGUCGAAUCCCUGGCGCAAUCCAGUUCGCCGGCCGCAAUUGAAUUGUGUGAUCUACUGUCGACGUACGAGAUGGAGGGGUUGCUGCUGGCGCAUGAUCGUAUCGCGUCCACCACCGACCGGACACCGGCGUUCGGCGUUAGUGCGGCCAGCGGUGCAAGUCCCGUGGUUCCAUUGCCAUUGAACAAUAACAAUACAAUGGCCGGGGUGGUGGCCACUCCGGUCAAACCGACGUCAGUUAUGCCAUCAAUUCCAAAUAACACUAGCUUAGUGAACAACAAUAACAAUAAUAUAGCCAAGCGCGAACCUAUGAGCGUUCCACUGGGUGUGUUACGGGACGGCAGUCAGGACCACAUUAGGAUAAUACAGAUCGAGAAAUCUUCGGAACCACUGGGAGCGACCGUUCGCAACGAGGGUGAGGCCGUGGUCGUUGGCCGGGUGGUGCGUGGUGGAGCUGCUGAAAAGUCCGGAUUGCUGCACGAGGGUGAUGAGCUGCUCGAGGUCAAUGGGAUCGAAAUGCGUGGUAAAUCCGUUAACGACGUUUGUGCCCUGCUUGGAGCCAUGAGUGGAACGUUGACGUUCCUCGUGGUGACCGCCGGGAUGCCACCGAUGGUUCCGGGAAUGCGCGAUCCUCCGGUGCUGCAUGUGCGAGCCCAUUUCGACUAUGAUCCCGAGGACGAUCUGUAUAUUCCGUGUCGUGAGCUGGGCAUCAGCUUCCAAAAAGGAGACGUUCUGCAUGUGAUAUCUCGCGAUGAUCCAAACUGGUGGCAAGCAUACCGCGAGGGCGAACAGGACCAAACUCUCGCCGGUCUUAUACCGAGUCAGUCGUUCCAACACCAACGAGAAUCGAUGAAGCUUGCGAUCGCCGGUGAGGUUGGACUCCGAACGAGGAAAGACGCCAACGGAAAAGCGGGCGGUUCGACGCUUCUGUGUGCUCGCAAGGGCCGGAAAAAGAAGAAGAAGCCUAGCAGCGAACACGGUUACCCGUUGUACGCAACGGCAACCGCCGAAGAUCCGGAUCCGGAGGAGAUUCUCACCUACGAGGAAGUCGCCCUGUACUAUCCACGUGCAUCCCACAAACGACCAAUUGUGCUGAUUGGUCCACCCAACAUAGGGCGGCACGAGCUGCGGCAACGACUGAUGGCCGACUCCGAACGAUUUGCAGCUGCCAUACCUCAUACUUCAAGGCCCCAGCGCGAAGGUGAAAUACCCGGACAAGACUAUCACUUUAUCUCAAGGCAACAGUUUGAAUCAGAUAUACUCGCGAGAAAGUUUGUCGAGCACGGCGAAUACGAAAAGGCGUAUUACGGUACUUCUCUGGAAGCCAUCCGUGCCGUUGUGGCCAGUGGAAAGAUUUGCGUACUGAACCUGCACCCGCAGAGCCUAAAGCUGCUGCGAUCAUCCGAUCUGAAGCCCUACACCGUGCUGGUUGCGCCACCCAGUUUGGAGAAGCUUCGCCAGAAGCGAAUACGAACGGGUGAACCGUACAAGGAGGAGGAACUGAAGGAAAUCAUCGCCACGGCACGUGACAUGGAGGCGCGGUGGGGCCACUUGUUCGACAUGAUCAUCAUCAACAAUGAUACCGAGCGGGCCUACCAUCAACUGCUGGCCGAAAUCAACUCCCUCGAGCGGGAACCACAAUGGGUGCCAAGUAGCUGGCUACACAACUAACAACUUUACUCAAGUCAGCGAUACGUUUUCUACACAUAAUUCUUUUUCGUUGUUUGUAAAGAAAGAAAAAACCUUUUAUCCUUUAAGUCUGAUAUACUGAUUAGUGAGCAUGGAAGGUAAAUUAACGUAAUUUAUGUAAGUAGACAUCCCCAACAUAUUCCCCAUACAAUUGAGAAGGAAACUGCUUCCUUGCAUUGCUUGGUUCAGUUGGGGUGAUUAAAAUGCUGCAAAUCAAAACAUGUUAAGGAAGACGCAAAUAAAGAAACCCCAAUUAAUAGUUAUGAUAAGAAACGUUGUUAUUUUCGUUUUUGAAACAGAGUAUAGAAAGUUUAUUUUAUAUUUAGAAUUAUUGUCUGUAUAAAGUACGUAGAACCAUUGUUUUAUAUGUAAAUUUUAUUUAUCUGUCCAUAUAUUUGUACAAUUAUUGAGAGAAAAACUGAACACAAUAAAAGCAAUUUCUAAAUGUCAAAUAAAUUUAGCAAAACAAAAUAGUCAAACACAGAAAAACCCCUUACAUGAAAUUCAAUAAUCUAAAACAAAAAUCAUUACACAAUAUUCACUCUUAACAAAAGUCGAAAAAAAAGCGCGAAGUAUUCUAUAAUCAAGUUCGCAAAAAUAUAUGAGAGCAUACAAAAAUAUUCGUGUUCACAACUUACUCUAGAAGAACAAAAGAACAACAUAAUAGCCGUAACUAGCAGUAACAAAUUGAGAAAACAACAGAAGGAACAUAGUGAAACUAAAAAAAAACACACACAAAAUCCAGCUUAAUUCAUCCACAAAAAGGGUUUAAAUCGAUAUUUUUGAUACGUAUUCAAGUAACGUCGAAGAUCGUUUGCAGUUAGCUGCCGAUUAGUUUGCGACAUUAAAGAAAAACAUUCUCUCCGGUCCGAUAAAACCGCCUUCGAACGUGAAAAAAAAAAACAACAUAAAAACAAAAAAAAAAUUAUUACGCUCAAUAUUAUGCAUGUAUAGUCGUAAUAACGAAUAAUAAACCACCAGAAAGUCAGAAAAAUGAUGAUAACCUGAAAAAUGUGA
Messenger RNA from Culex pipiens pallens (northern house mosquito), 5930 nucleotides. It is a transcript of the gene sdt, whose product is annotated as protein PALS1. The record is from RefSeq and is a predicted model, not a curated record. The coding region runs from base 1521 to 4895 and encodes 1124 amino acids. Gene Ontology annotation, cellular component: plasma membrane; adherens junction. NCBI's taxonomy places the organism in Eukaryota, Metazoa, Arthropoda, Insecta, Diptera, Culicidae. Gene Ontology annotation, biological process: establishment or maintenance of polarity of embryonic epithelium; morphogenesis of an epithelial sheet; establishment or maintenance of epithelial cell apical/basal polarity. The transcript has 14 exons. Gene Ontology annotation, molecular function: protein binding.